AUGGCUUACAGGCGCUCCUCCGAAGACGAUGAGCAGAGGUACUUGCGGUACCCGCUGACUCAAACGGGAGGUGUUUACAAUUACUCAAAUGACGCGGUGGAUAGCAUCAACUUCCAACAACCCCAGAGGGUGUACUCGAGCCAGAUGCACCAGAGUAAUGACGACUUCUUGCACUACUACGAGGAUGAGAGGCCGUCUGCCAUGUUCAACACACUGCAUGUGCCCCCUCCACCUCCAAGAACUCAGCCGCUACCGUCUCACGAUCCAUUUACCGAUAACGACUUUGAAAUGGGCUCUUAUCCACAGACACAAUACCAGCCUACAGCGUACGAUCCUGAUAGUACAGGCUACAACUUUUCCCAGGCAUUUGUGCCUCACGUUUAUGAUGACGAAGAAGAGCAACAGUUUGACAGGGAGAUUCAGUUCAAUCAAUUUCAGGGAGACAAUUUGGACCUUCAGACAGUGCACGUGGCUGACUCCGACUCAGAGCAGGACGGCAGAACAGUUUACGACCAGGAAUUAGAGUCACCGUUUGCAGAGGUCGGAGAAGACUUCCCUGAGCCUCCAGAACAGGAAGAGGUGAGACAGAAGCCCAAACUAGGCAUCGCCACGGGCCACAACGGCCAUUUGGUGCUUGACUGUCCGGUGGCCACUGAACUCCUCACGAAAUUUCCCGACUACGAUGCCAGCAAGCCAGAUGGCGGGCUAAGUAGAGAAUUCUCCUAUAUGAGGUACACUGCAGUGACUUGUGGUCCUUCAAACUUCUGGAGAGACGGCUAUAUCUUGCGACCAAUCCACUACCCUGUUAGACGUCAAACGGAAAUGAUGGUGGUCAUCACAAUGUACAAUGAAGACGAUAUCCUUCUAGCUCGUACACUUAAGGGUGUGUUCAAGAAUAUCAAACAUUUGGAGUCGAGGUCAAGAUCCCCAGUUUGGGGGAGAGACUCUUGGAAAAAAGUUGUCGUCUGCGUGGUCAGUGACGGUCGUUCAAAGAUCAAUGAGCGUGCUCAGGCACUUCUAGCUGCCCUUGGUGUCUACCAGGAAGGGUUGGCCAAAUCUCGUAUUGACGACAAAAAAGUUCAGGGUCACAUCUACGAAUACACUACACGUGUAGGUAUAUCAUCCGUCGAAGACACUGUGAAAUUGACUACUGAAAAGGUUGUCCCGGUGCAGAUGUUAUUCUGUCUCAAGGAGAACAACGCCAAGAAGAUCAACUCCCAUCGUUGGUGCUUCGAAGCAUUAUCUCAAGUGCUUGAUCCUAAUAUUGUUGUUUUACUCGAUUGCGGAACCCAACCAUCCGGUAAAUCUCUAUACCAUUUGUGGAAAGAGUUCGAUAAAGAUCCUCGUGUUGCUGGUGCCUGCGGUGAGAUCAAGGCCUCCUUGAAAAAAAGGCAAAUGCUCACCAACCCAAUUGUUUACGGGCAGAAUUUCGAGUACAAAAUAUCCAACAUUCUUGAUAAACCCACGGAGUCGGUGUUUGGUUUCAUCUCCGUCUUACCAGGUGCCUUUUCUGCCUACAGAUAUGUUGCUUUGCAAAAUGACAUCAAUGGUAAAGGUCCUUUGGAGAAGUAUUUCAAGGGUGAGUUCUUGCAUGGAAGUGGUGAACUAGACCCGAAUGACGAUGAGUACGAUCUAAAGGUUAAAAUGUUGAAAGAAGAAGCGGGUAUCUUCACUUCUAACAUGUACCUAGCCGAAGACAGAAUUCUUUGUUAUGAGUUGGUAGCCAAACCUGGCUGUUCUUGGGUUUUGCGCUAUUGCAAGUCUGCUAGUGCAGAGACGGAUGUUCCUGAAGGUCUAGCCGAAUUCAUUUUGCAAAGAAGAAGAUGGCUUAAUGGUUCCUUCUUCGCUGCCAUAUACUCCCUUGCUCAUUUCUAUAAGAUUUGGCACUCGCUGCAUAGCUUUGGUAAGAAGAUCAUGUUUCACGUCGAAUUUUUCUACCAACUUAUCAACCUCAUUGUUUCAUGGUUCUCCAUCGGCUCGUACUUUUUGGUGUUCAGAAUAUUGACCACAUCUUUAUCGGACGAAAGUCUAAAUUUUGCUCCAGGUAAUGUUCUUUCGGUUAUCUUCUUGUGGUUGUACCUUGCAUCCAUUGUGACGACUUUUGUCUUAAGUUUUGGUAACAAACCUAAAGGCACGGAGAAGUUUUACAUUGUCAUCGUCUGUUUCUUUGCCAUUCUUAUGGCCUACAUGAUUUUCGCUGCCAUCUUUAUGGCUGUCAACGCCAUUCAACUGAUAUAUAAUACUAAUCAGGGUGUCAGUGUUUCUUUGUUUUUUAAGAAUGAGCAGUUCAGAGACUUGGUUGUUGCGACAUGCUCCACAUAUGCGUUGUACUUUAUUGCAUCAUUUUUAUACUUCGAGCCCUGGCACAUGUUCACCUCCUUUGUCCAGUAUAUCUUGCUUUCCCCAUCAUACAUCAAUGUGCUUAAUAUCUAUGCCUUUUGCAACAUUGACGAUAUAUCCUGGGGUACUAAAGGUGAUACUGGUGCAACCGAUUUGGGUGCUGCGAAAGUAAGAGAGGAUGGUACUUUUGAUGUUAACAUACCUGUGCUUAAGGAAGAGAUAAACCAGUCCUAUUUGAACCAGCUUGAGAAGAUCAAGAAGCCAAGAGACGACGAUGGAGGCAAGUACCACGCGACGAAUGAAGAUUAUUACGCCUUCGUGCGGUCCAUGACGGUAUUGAUCUGGAUGAUAUCUAACUUCGUUAUAGUGGCCAUUGUGCUAGAAACUGGUGGCUUCAACCAGUUCAACAAAAAUGAAGACUCCGAUGUCAUUAAGAGCGCUAGGUCUAAGGUUUUCCUCACUGUGAUUUUGUGGACAGUGGCUUUCAUGGCGCUUUUCCGAUUCAUCGGAUGCACGACGUAUUUGAUUUUCAGAUUCAUGGAUAAGUUCAGGCUGCGUGCCAAGAUGUAA
This is a messenger RNA of Candidozyma auris, 2910 nucleotides long. RefSeq names its product chitin synthase I (gene CHS2). The transcript has a single exon. The coding region runs from base 1 to 2910 and encodes 969 amino acids. Gene Ontology annotation, molecular function: chitin synthase activity. The record is from RefSeq and is a predicted model, not a curated record. NCBI's taxonomy places the organism in Eukaryota, Fungi, Ascomycota, Pichiomycetes, Serinales, Metschnikowiaceae. Gene Ontology annotation, cellular component: cell septum; cell periphery.